AUGGAUGAUUCCAUAGAUAUGUAUGUAUAAUCUGUAUAAAUAAUUGUCAUCUCAGUUCCAGCUUAUUUAAAUACAAUAAAAGAUAAGCCACAAAGGAUGUUGGCACCCUUGCUGGUCUAAAAGUUUUAAGAAUUAUUAAUGAGCUUAGAGCUGCUACUAUUUGUUUAUGAUUUAUAUAACAAAUCCAGCUAUGAAAAUAAAAUUCUCAUCUUUGAUUUAGGAAGUGGUACUUUAGAUGUCUCAUUGUUGUCUAUCGAAGUUGGUGUCGUUGAAGUCAGAGCUACAGCUGGUGAUAUCGACUUUGGAGGUGAUGAUUUUGAUAACAAACUUAUCCAAUAUUGUUGUAAUGAAUUUUUGUAGAAGAAAGGAAUUGAUAUUAAAGGAAAUCCAAGUUCAUUAAGAAGACUUCGAAUCUAAUUUAAAAGCUCAAGGAGAGUAUUUAAUCAGCCAAUUAAUCUACAAUAGAAGUUGACUCAUUAAUUAGAGCUAAAUUUGAAUUCAAUCUCAAUGAUAUUGCAGUAGAUUUAGAAGGAUGGAUUCCUGAUAUUUUUUUUGUAAAGGAUUACCAAAAUUCAAUAAAAGGUGAUUCUAAUGAUUUUGAAUUUAACCCAUCACAGAAUGAAAUUAAAACUAGUUAAGUAGGCUGAAAAAUUUAAGGAUGAAAAGUCACAAAUUGAAAAUUGGUUUAAGGAUUUUUGA
Messenger RNA from Paramecium tetraurelia, 699 nucleotides. RefSeq lists its product as uncharacterized. The record is from RefSeq and is a predicted model, not a curated record. Gene Ontology annotation, molecular function: ATP-dependent protein folding chaperone; heat shock protein binding; ATP binding. Lineage: Eukaryota; Ciliophora; Oligohymenophorea; Peniculida; Parameciidae. The transcript has 2 exons. Gene Ontology annotation, cellular component: cytoplasm. Gene Ontology annotation, biological process: cellular response to unfolded protein; protein refolding.